Molecule: messenger RNA, 1976 nt
Organism: Phanerochaete carnosa HHB-10118-sp
Lineage: Eukaryota; Fungi; Basidiomycota; Agaricomycetes; Polyporales; Phanerochaetaceae
Exons: 7
Coding region: 902-1837 (311 amino acids)
Source: RefSeq, a predicted model, not a curated record
GCUCACACUUUGACUUCGCGCGUAUGCCCUGAGCUUUUCCGUAAGAUGCAAUGCUCGCGUCGGCACAUCUCCCAAUAUUGGGGCAACGACAGACUGCUUGCUGGUGACGCUCUAGGAUUCACUCACGAGAGAAUACCGAACGUUGCUCCCGUGGGCUGAAGUGUUCGCGCCCAAGCUGCUACGCUCUGAACAAGACUGUAAGUAUACGUCUGCACCCGGGCAUCAGAGCGCACGUCCACAUCUCCGUCCACAGCACGAGUUCGGAUCCGCUCAAGACCGGUCCGACACCCGCCGCGACAAGCCCGUCGAACGCUUCUUCCUGCAGAGGUUCCUGGAGUCGUUGGAUGAGGCGAAGGAGUAGUUGAAAGUAGACGAUGUCCUAUUGGAGACGUUAGAGAAGGACACCCUCGGGCGGUAUUACAAUGUCAACGUUAACAAGGAACCCUUGAUGGCACGGCAGAUGGCUGAGUACCGAUCCGUCUCGCAGCAAUAGGACUGAUGCAAAUUUCUUUGGCACUAGUUGAACUUGUCAAGUCUAUCGUGUGCUUGUCGUUGUAGACUUACUUGGCCGGGAUUCGGGAAGGUGUUACAUGAGGAUGCUGCUGCUUCGUUAGAGUGGGCAGCGCGUCCACAUUUAGAAGGCAGCGGUACUUGUGAAUCCCAGAGAUGCCUUGCACCAUCGUUCGAACCUUGGGAAGGCUAUGGGAAUUCGAGAAUCAGGAUGGGACAACCCAUGUUGGGCUUGCCAGAAGCGGGGUCGAAGACCGACGGAAGGACCAGACAGGCCACACUAUUGUGUCUGCGAUGGAGACCAGUAUAAAGGCAGGGGCACCUAGGAUGGAAGAGGAGCAUUACAUUGUAAAGCUUCUACACACCGCUUCACUAUCACACACCCACAACAAUGGUCAAAGUCGCAAUCGCAGGAGGCACCGGUGGCAUCGGCCUCCACAUCGUCGAGGGCAUCGUCGAGGCCGGCAAGCACGACGUCAUCGUCCUCUCCCGCCGCGCGAGCCACCCCGUCCUCGACAAACUCGGCGUGCCCAUCGUCACCGUCUCGUACGACGACCCCGCCGCGCUCGUCAAGGCUCUCGACGGCGUGCACACCGUCAUCUCGACCAUCGCCGGCGCCGGUGCGGACGCCUUCACGGACGCGCAGCUCGCACUGCUCGACGCGGCCGUCAAAGCGGGUGUGACGCGCUUCGCGCCGAGCGAGUUCGCCGUGCGCUCAACCGCCAACCACCCCAUCGAGGUUUACCGAGCCAAGUGGCCCGUAACGGAGGCGGUGAAGAAGAGUGGGCUCGAGUACACGAUCUACGAGGUCGGCAUGUUCAUGAACUACCUUGCCGCCGGCACGCCGGGUCUUGGGCACCUGGGCCCGUUCGCGUUCAUAUUCGACGUCGAGCAUCGCAAGGCGACGAUCCCCGGGGACGGCUCUGCGUACUUUGUGCAGACGCGGGCGGAGGACAUUGGGAAGUUCGUCGCGGCGAGCUUGGACUUGGAGAAGUGGCCUGAGUUCAGCCAAAUCAGGGGAGACAGGAGGAAGCUGAGUGAGAUUGUGCAGUUGGCCGAGCAGGUCCGAGGCCAGAAAUUCGAUGUGACGUACUUAUCUGAGGAGCAGCUACUGGAGACGAUCAACUCGAGCAUCCCAGGAAAGCUCAAACACCCCAACGAGAGACUCGCUGCGUUUGACAUGGAGAAGAUUAUGGCCCAUUGGUUUUUGGAGACCUUGAGGAGCAAUCCGAUAGGGUAUGAGGGCAAGAACAUUAAUGAGCUUUGCCCCCAGGUGCAGCCCAUGGGAGUUCCCGAGUUUCUGCAGCAGUGGUGGGGAAAGAAGUAGUAGUCUCUGCACACCAAUUCAAACUCCGUUUGUUAUGUGGCUUACAGUGUUGAUAACGGGGCCGAAAUGUCUGGAACCGAGACUAACGUCAAAUCACCUCUACCUGCUCAUGUACUACUAAGUCUUACUAGCAAUGAAA